AGCUGGCCACCACAAGCUAUCGGCUGGUCGUGGCGCCAAGUGGCAGCCAAAGAGCCGCAGGCAAUGGCACGACAACAACAACAACAGUCAGCGCAGGCGCUGGCGGCGCUGGCAGCAAUCACAGCUCCAGCAGCGGUGGCAUCAAUGUGACAACAAUAACGACCACGAGUGGCAACACUCAAAUUGCUGGUGGUGGUGGUGGUGUUGCGCGCAGUGGUGGCAGCACUCAGACCCAGUCAUCGUCCAGUGGCCAAAGCAAUGGCACCACCUACAAAAUUGAAAUGCUCGACGACGAUAUCCAGAGCUUGCCCACCGAUGAUGAGGACGAUGAUCUGAUUAGCAGCGAGGGCAGCUUGUAUGACGCUGAUCUCAAUACGAUAACGGUUAACGAUGAUGUGGCCAAUCAGCUGGCGGCUGCUGGGCCAGUGGGCGUGGCAGCGGCAGCAGCCAUUGCCAGCUCGAAGAAGCGCAAGCGGCCGCACUGCUUCGAAACGAAUCCCUCGGUGCGCAAGCGUCAGCAGAAUCGCUUGCUACGCAAGCUGCGCGGCAUAAUCUACGAGUUCACUGGCCGCGUCGGCAAGCAGGCGGUGGUGCUGGUGGCGACGCCGGGCAAGCCGAACACAAGCUACAAAGUGUUUGGCGCCAAGCCGCUCGAGGAUGUGCUGCGCAAUCUGAAGAACAUUGUGAUGGACGAGCUGGACAAUGCGCUGGCGCAGCAGGCGCCGCCGCCGCCACAGGAGGAUCCGUCGCUGUUCGAGCUGCCCGGCCUGGUGAUCGAUGGCAUACCGACGCCCGUGGAGAAGAUGACGCAGGCGCAGCUGCGCGCCUUCAUACCGCUGAUGCUCAAGUAUUCGACGGGGCGUGGCAAGCCGGGCUGGGGCAGGGAGUCGACGCGACCGCCUUGGUGGCCCAAGGAGCUGCCCUGGGCGAAUGUGCGCAUGGAUGCGCGCUCCGAGGACGACAAGCAGAAGAUCAGCUGGACGCAUGCGCUGCGCAAGAUUGUGAUCAAUUGCUACAAGUAUCAUGGACGCGAGGAUCUGCUGCCCACAUUCGCCGACGAGGACGACAAGGUGAACGCGCUCAUUUCACAAUCCGGCGACGAGGACGAGGAGAUGGAGCAGCUGGUAUCCAACACGCCCACCAUACAAGCCGUGCAGAAUGUGACGCCAGCCACCGUCACCGUCAGCAGCAGCAGCAGCAGUGCCAACAGCCAAGUAAGUAGCAAACCGCAACAGGUGAAUGUGGUGAAGAUCAACAGUGCGGGCACGGUGAUCACCACGCAUACGGCGCAGAGCAACACGCCGGCGCCGACAAUCAUCCAGAGCACGAACAAUCAGCAAAUUACUACCACGGCCACCUUGCCGGCAUCCACCAAAAUCGAAAUCUGCCAAGCACCAGCGCAACAGCAGCACCACCAGCAGCAGCAGCAGCAGCAACAUCAUCAGCAGCAGCAACAGCAGCAGCAUCAUCAUACUCAGGGAUCGAAUACGGUGCACAUACAGGCAAUUGGCCAGGGACAACCACAGACCAUACAGCUGACCACGGCCAGUGGCACGGCGACGGCCACCGCUGUGCCCACCACAGCGGCUGCAGUAAGUGCCGCCGCACAAGCCGCUCAAGCUGCGCAGCAACAACAGCAGCAGCAGCAGCAGCAGCAACAACAGUCGAAUGCCGCACAAACUGUUACCGCUCAACAGAUUGCCAAUGCUCAAGUUUGCAUCGAGCCCAUAACGAUCAGUGACGUUGAUUACACCACACAGACUGUGCUCAGCCAGAAUGCCGAUGGCACCGUCUCGCUCAUACAGGUGGAUCCCAAUAAUCCGAUCAUAACACUGCCCGAUGGCACAACAGCGCAGGUGCAAGGCGUGGCAACGCUGCAUCAGGGUGAAGGCGGCGCCACUAUACAAACGGUACAAAGUCUGUCCGAUGUGAAUGGGCAUGAGAACAUGACAGUGGAUUUGACAGAUGCGCAGGAUGGACAAAUCUAUAUAACCACCGAGGAUGGUCAAGGCUAUCCGGUGUCCGUCAGCAAUGUCAUCUCAGUGCCCGUCUCCAUGUACCAAUCGGUGAUGGCAAAUAUGCAGCAGAUACAAUCGAGCGAUGGCACCAUAUGUCUAGCACCCAUGCAGGUAGAUAAUAAUACUAAUAGCAGCAGCAGCAACAGCAACACAGUCGCCAGCAGCGUAACGCGCAGCAGCAGCAACAACAACAAUAGUAGUAGUAAUAGUAGUAGCAAUCUGCAUAGCUUUGCCAUGUUGCCAACGCUGGGCAAUCGACGCAUGACAGCAGCAACAACAUUGCCGCUGCAAAGAGUCUGUGUAACAGCGCCAGCAGCAGCAGCAACAGCAACAGUUAGCAAUAAUAAUAACAACAACAAUAAUAAUAAUAUCAAAAUGCCAUUGCCCAUGCCGUCGGCUACGCCUGCGCAGCGACGUGCCAAGCGACGCAAGCUGCCCAGCAGCAACAGCAACAAGUUGCCAGAUGCCAGCAGCAGCAAUGCAACUGCAACUGUUGCUGCUGCUGCUGCUGCUGCUGCUGCCAUACGCUGUGUGGAUAGCGCUAGUUUGACCAUUGGCAACAGUUCGCAGUUGCAUUUGCAGCUGCAGCUGCCUGCCAAAACAAUAAAAUUAGAGCAAUUGGAAUAGCUGCCCGCCCAGCCACACAUAGAGCACCACCACCCACAACUAAUCUAGUCAAAAGCGGCGCUGCACACGCACACACACACACACACACGCAUACACACGCAUACACUUGCCAUUUAUACUUACAUUUAGUUACACAACAAACAAUUGUGAAUGCCAACAACACAAAUAAUACCAAAAAAAAAAAAAAAAAAC
Messenger RNA from Drosophila busckii, 2837 nucleotides. RefSeq names its product DNA-binding protein Ewg (gene ewg). Lineage: Eukaryota; Metazoa; Arthropoda; Insecta; Diptera; Drosophilidae. Gene Ontology annotation, biological process: regulation of transcription by RNA polymerase II. The transcript is spliced from 6 exons. The record is from RefSeq and is a predicted model, not a curated record. Gene Ontology annotation, cellular component: nucleus. Gene Ontology annotation, molecular function: RNA polymerase II cis-regulatory region sequence-specific DNA binding; DNA-binding transcription factor activity, RNA polymerase II-specific. The coding region runs from base 282 to 2645 and encodes 787 amino acids.